UAUCAAUUUGUUAGAAAUUAUAUUUCAUAAAAAUUGUCUAAAAACAAAACAUUACGAAUAAAUUAUACAUAAUAUGCCAUAAAUUUGAAGAGAUCCAAUCAAAUUAAUAUUGAUUACUGUAAUAUAUGAUAAUAAUAUACUCUUGUAUAAAGCAAAUACUAUUGAAUAUAGAUAUAUUUAUAUAUUCAGACAAUGGUUAUGUUGGUUAUAGAUUAUAUCAAUCUUUUAACAAAACAUGAAAUAUUUUGCUAUAAGAUAUGACAAAGUGUACAUAAAUUUAUAAAAUAAUCUUUACUGUUCACAGUAUAUGAAAAUAAGCUUAUAGUAAUAAAGACUAAACGUUGAAGAACAUGCUUAUUCAUUGCCUUUUGAUAGAUGUAAAUAAAGGAGUUCUGUUUAAAUGUGUAAAACAAUCUAUGUUAUCACUACCUGUAAUGGCAAAUCUAACUACGAAGACUAAAACGCAUUAUGAGACGUUGGGAUUGCAACCAACUGCAACUUAUAAUGAAAUAAAGUCUGCAUAUUAUGAAUUGACAUUAAAAUUUCAUCCUGACAAGAAUAAAAGUGAAUCUGCAAAAGAAAUGUUUCAUGAAAUUUCAAAUGCAUAUGACGUACUUAGUAAAUAUGAAACACGUAAACAAUAUGAUAGAACUCAACUAAUUAAUCAGGAUUUGCAGAGUUUGAAAAAUAAAAGAUAUGAGAGGUUUAAACCAAAAAACAUCCAACUAUAUAAAAAUCAACCUAGAAACAUUUUUAAUUUUGAUGAGUGGGUACAGCAACAUUAUAGUGAUACAUUUCAAAAGAGUCUAUUAACAAAUGAAAAAAAAAAUAUAAAUAUGGAAAUUAUGGGAAGUACACACAACAGUCAAGAUCUACUUGUUAUGAUAAUUUUAAUAAUAUUGAUGACAAUAGUAAUCUUCAUUUAUGAACGCAUAAAUAAUAGGAAAUAUGAGGAGUUUAAAGUUGCACAGAAGCAUAGAAAUAAGUAACAAUUGUAUGUUUAAAAUUAGUCUUUAUUUACAUAAAGAA
Bombus huntii is the source of this 1029-nucleotide messenger RNA. RefSeq names its product dnaJ homolog subfamily C member 30, mitochondrial-like. The coding region runs from base 351 to 989 and encodes 212 amino acids. The transcript has 2 exons. Lineage: Eukaryota; Metazoa; Arthropoda; Insecta; Hymenoptera; Apidae. The record is from RefSeq and is a predicted model, not a curated record.